This is a messenger RNA of Ostrinia nubilalis (European corn borer), 3403 nucleotides long. RefSeq names its product SET and MYND domain-containing protein 4 (gene Smyd4-2). Gene Ontology annotation, cellular component: nucleus; cytoplasm. Gene Ontology annotation, biological process: compound eye photoreceptor development. The coding region runs from base 99 to 3026 and encodes 975 amino acids. NCBI's taxonomy places the organism in Eukaryota, Metazoa, Arthropoda, Insecta, Lepidoptera, Crambidae. The transcript is spliced from 16 exons. Gene Ontology annotation, molecular function: histone deacetylase binding. The record is from RefSeq and is a predicted model, not a curated record.
UAGAACACUCAUUGCAGCGAGCCGCCAUGUUAAUUUUAGCCAGGGAAGCGCGAGUAGCGGCCAGUAUCAUCGGCUGGACUUGGUAAACAAGCAAGAAAAUGUCGCGGGUCUACGAAGAUGUCGACCCGGGCUUCGCGGCGACCUGCAGCGACAUCACCCUUUACUCCAAAACCAAAGGGUUCUUCAAGAACUUUGCUGAAGACAUCGUGUCCAUCGCCGAGAAUGACAACUGGCUGGACAGCUUCGAAAAAGUCGAGGAUGGGAAGAAGGUCGCAGCCGUCAUGGAGAACAAGGAGAUCAUGGAAGCCCUCCAAGAAGUGUUUUCCCGGAUCGAGCCCAUCCAUCGCGGUAAAGACGCGCGAGUGUCGUAUGAGCGCCGUGUAGCUGGCCAGGCCGCUCUGAAGGAAGGGGACUUGAUGAAGGCCCUGUCUCUUGCCAGCCAAGCUGUGCUGCGUGCUCCGAUGACAGGCACCGAAGAAGUCAUUGAUGGAGGAGUAUCCUUGGCGCUAGCACUUUGGCUGCGAUCCGAGGUAUUACUUCAGGCAGACCGGCCACGAGCAGCGUUGGAGGACCUAAAGCUGGCUCUGAAGGAACGACUGCCUGCUAAGAUGCGCGCUCAAUAUUAUUGGCGCAUGGGGCAUUGCUAUCGAGGUGCAGGAGAACCGAGCAGAGCUAAAGUGUCCUAUGAGCUGGCAGGGAGAGAGAGACUUCUAGCAAAUGACGAGACAGCCAAAUCACAAUUGGCUAAGGACAUAGGAGCACUGGACUACACGGCUCAGCCACGUCACCCGCCAGAUAAGCCGAAAAUCUCCGUAGCCGGCGGAGCGAAGCAAAAUAUGCCUGCCCUGUCUAAACUCCUGAAGAUAACAGAAGAACAAAAUAAGGGCCGCUACGCCGUAGCCAGCGCCCCCAUCAAGACCGGGGACAUACUCCUGGUUGACAGCCCUUACGCCGCGUGCCUGCACCCCGACAACUACGGGACACAUUGCUUGCACUGCUUUAAAAGGUUAGAAGACUGCGAGGACGAAGCCCCAGUGUGGUGCCCCAAAUGUUCUGCAGUCGUGUUCUGCAGUACCAACUGUAGAGACACUGCCGUGUCCACGUACCACUCAUAUGAGUGCCAGUUCCUUGAUCUUUUUAUAGGAUCUGGAAUGUCAAUGCUCAGCCAGAUAGCUCUAAGAAUUGUCACCCAAGCUGGACUCCAUGCGACCCUGUCGAUACACUCCAAAUAUUUGACCAACGAAGUAAAAACCGUAGACAGCACAGUCCUAAACGAUAUCGAAGGCGUAGCGAAAAAGUCUAAAAUGAAAAGCAGAAAAGAAAGACUAAAUAGAAGCAAGAAAGGCCUAAAAAUAUUCACAGAAAAGACAAAAGAAGAAGAAACAGAAACGAAGGUCGACGAAAAGAUGAACUAUGAAGAAAAAUUAGAGUUAAAAGCCGCACAAUUUUAUUCUUUAUGUGCACACUCGGAACAAAGGAGGGGAGGGGAUUAUCUUAAAAGGAUUGUCAUGGCGAUGUUUCUCGGGGAAUGUUUAAAGAAAGCAGGUUUCUUUAAAAAAUGCGAACCAGAAAAUCUUGCGAAAGCUGAGACGUGUAUUUGCGAGAUGAUAAUCCGCAACAUGCAAAUCCUUCAGUUCAACGCGCACGAGAUCUACGAAACAAUUAGAGGCGAGCAUUCAUUCAGCGGGUCCAAGCCCGUGUACAUCGCUGUAGGGAUUUACCCGACUGGAGCUCUAUUCAAUCACGAGUGCUAUCCCGCUGUUGCCAGAUUUUUCGUCGGUGCUAAGAUCGUUCUGCAAGCGACCCGACCUCUAGCUGCAGGCGAAAUGGCCUCCGAAAACUACGGCCACCACUUCAUGAUGAGGAGUUUGAAGGAGAGACAGAGGGCUCUGGCCUGUCGCUACUGGUUCCGAUGCGAGUGCGUCGCGUGCAAGGAGGACUGGCCCACUUUGAAGCAGAUGAACAGUUCGGAAACGCCGAUCUACUUAAGGUAUGGACUCUUAGUUUCUCAGUUUGCAAGCAACCCGACCUCUAAGCUACAGUUUGAAGGAGAUGCAGAGAGCACUGGCCUGCCGUUGCAAGUGCGUCGCUUGCAAGGAGGGCUGGCCGACUUUGAAGCAGAUGAACAGUUCGGAAACGCCGGUCUACUUGAGUUUGCAAGCAACCCGACCUCUAGCUACAGGCGAGAUGGCCUCCGAAAACUAUGGCCUUCAUUUCAUGAUGAGGAGUUUGAAGGAGAGACAGAGGGCUCUGGCCUGUCGCUACUGGUUCCGAUGCGAGUGCGUCGCGUGCAAGGAGGACUGGCCCACUUUGAAGCAGAUGAACAGUUCGGAAACGCCGAUCUACUUAAGUUUGAAGGAGAUGCAGAGAGCACUGGCCUGCCGUUGCAAGUGCGUCGCUUGCAAGGAGGGCUGGCCGACUUUGAAGCAGAUGAACAGUUCGGAAACGCCGAUCUACUUAAGGUAUGGACUCUUAGUUUCUCAAUUUGCAAGCAACCCGACCUCAAGCUACAGGCGAGAUGGCCUCCGAAAACUACGGCCUCCACUUUCAUGAUGAGAAGUUUGAAGGAGAUGCAGAGAGCACUGGCCUGCCGUUGCAAGUGCGUCGCUUGCAAGGAGGACUGGCCCACUUUGAAGCAGAUGAACAGUUCGGAAACGCCGAUCUACUUAAGGUGCUUGAAUGCCGACUGCUCAGCUAAGUUCAGAGCAAGUCCUCAAAUGCCUAACAGGUGUAGCAAAUGUUCAACAAAUAUUGAGAGGGAAUUGGUCGAAAUCAACUUGGAGAACAUAAGCAAAUGCAUAAACCAGUAUCAGGAAGGGGCGAAGCUAAUGGAUGCUGAACGUAUUGAAGACGCCAUUACAACGCUGUGCGAAGCCGUCGACCAGUACCACGAGAUUGCUCACCCGCCCCAUCGCGACACGCAUAUCGCUCAAGAAGCUCUCAGAUCUUGCUUCGCGAGCUAUGGAAACGUUCACGUGGUACGAGACAAUAAUUUUAUCGAAGAAAAAGACAAGACUGCGAAAUGACUUCGUGUCUGCAUUUUUGUAUUUAUGCGGUUUCAAUGUAUGUGUAAAUUGUUUUUGCAAGAUUGCGUGAGAAUUUUAAUAAGACACUCUUUUGGCACCCUGACUCUGAAUUUGGGAAUAAAUUACAUGGGGAUGAUUGCGGAAUGAGAUAAACACAUUCCUUGAUAUUUUUUGUCACACAGCUUGUCGAUUUAUCCUAAAGUUUUUAAUUUAAAUUAGAAAAAAAUACACGUUGCAUACAUUGAAUUUUGCUGUCCUAUGUAGUUUUAGCGUUCUUUUGUUAUUAUGUCAGUCAAUGUUAUGUUGUUAUGACUUUGUUAAAUUAAUGUGAUGUGGUUGAAAUAAAAAACAGUUUUCAAUGCUAUUUUAAGCGAUUA